Anopheles stephensi (Asian malaria mosquito) is the source of this 1685-nucleotide messenger RNA. It is a transcript of the gene Zmynd10, whose product is annotated as zinc finger MYND domain-containing protein 10 homolog. Gene Ontology annotation, cellular component: centriolar satellite; cytoplasm. Bases 264 to 1643 code for a protein of 459 amino acids. NCBI's taxonomy places the organism in Eukaryota, Metazoa, Arthropoda, Insecta, Diptera, Culicidae. The record is from RefSeq and is a predicted model, not a curated record. The transcript is spliced from 3 exons. Gene Ontology annotation, biological process: inner dynein arm assembly; motile cilium assembly; outer dynein arm assembly.
AAUAGGUUGAGUUCUCCCGACGUUCCAAAGGGGCUACCAUUUCUUAGCUUCCAAAAGCGUGCAGCAAUUCAACAUUCACGCAAAAAAUACUCAGAACAGACAUAUUGUUCGCAAAGAAAACUUUUUUAAAUGUAAUCAAGGUGACCAGAUGAAGGAAAACUGUGGGAACAAAAUCUUGCACCGGUUGCUUGGAAACCCUUUCGAUUUGGGUGCAGUUUUAUUAUUUUCCUGCGCUAGAGCAGAACCUACUCGAAAUCCUAGCAAUGACAUCGUAUCCGUGUGCAGUUUUCCCCGAAGAAAUUGAUCCGUUUGUGGAGAGCAUUCGUCCAUACGAGGUAGCAGAGAUUGGAAAUAAAGGCUGGAUAGAACAGCAUGAAGUACUGCAAAAGCUCUGCCAGCAGGCUUUCAUCGAAGCAUCCACUAAGCAGGAAGAAAUCGUCAAGGAACGGCUAAUGCUGGAAGGCAAAGUUCCGCUUCUCAUACACGAGCUGUUCAGCGUACAGGUGUGGCGCACGGAAGUGUUGCCACGCUUGCUAGCGCUCAAGAACCCCGAUGCCACCUUCGUACUGUACAGCGUAAUUUACCACGAAGCCAACAUCUGCUCGCUGCUGGAAACGAUCCUUUACCAUCGCACCAGCUGCGAGGCUCUCGAUAGCGCCGCACUCGAUCUGAUUGAUUAUUGUGCCCAAGCAAUCAGCCGACUGAUUGGGUUGCUGGCGAACGGAUACAAUGAUCGUGAGGAUGAUCCACCACCGGAAGAACUGUUGAAUGAAUCCACCUCAGAGGAAAUUGUACGAAUGGGCCGCGGAAUGGAUUACCGCAUUGGGGUUAAAUGUCUCGGGAUAGUGUCCUACCUCGUCGAGGGUUUGGACCUGCUGCCGCUCAGUGCGGCUACCCGGCUUGUGCGUGUCCACGACUUCCCAUGCCUAAUCGCAGAAAUUCUUCACUCGAAACCUUGGCUGCGCCGUAAUCGCGAAGGUGUGUUUGAAAAAUACCGAAACGCCAGCUGGUUCCCGGCAUACGGCGAUGCAGUGCUGAAGGUGACCGAAACCGAAGCUCAAACAUGGUUCUGUCUGUAUCGAUUGCUUUUUCACGCGGAUCUUAUGAGAGACUACGUAAUCAACGGUUACCGGCACCGGGAAAUUGGAAAAUGCGUUGGACUACUGAACGAGCAGCUGCUUGAUCAGCUGCCGGCGUUAAUUCCAUUGAAACAACAUCUUUGCACUUUGCAGCUCACGAAAGAGACCGUCUCGUCGCCAUCAGCAGCUUCCUCGCUACUGCUAGAGGAACUGCCAGAAAUACGAGAACAACUGCUACAAACGGCACGUCGAACCGGUUGGCAACGGAUUGUGGAACAGCAGCGCAAAAUAUUCAUUGAUCUCGAAGAUCUCGAUGUAGUGGAGAUGGCAAAGCGUAUUGGGGCCGCGUACAAUACCGAUCUACUGGAAAAGUACACCGAACAGGAGGAACAGUAUCGGAAACAGAGCGAAGCCGGAAGCCGGACCGAGGCGAAGGUGUGUGGCAGCUGUGGAGCAUCCGCGGCCAAGAAAUGCUCCAACUGUUUGCUCGUCUUUUACUGCUCACGUGACUGUCAACUGCAACACUGGCCCGAGCACAAAGAACUUUGCCGCCAGCUGAAAUAAAGUAGCCGUAAGGUUCUCGGGAACUUACACAGAGAGGAACAU